Molecule: messenger RNA, 2484 nt
Organism: Mycosarcoma maydis (corn smut)
Lineage: Eukaryota; Fungi; Basidiomycota; Ustilaginomycetes; Ustilaginales
Product: transcription factor pacC
Exons: 1
Coding region: 1-2484 (827 amino acids)
Biological process (GO): positive regulation of transcription by RNA polymerase II
Cellular component (GO): nucleus
Source: RefSeq, a predicted model, not a curated record
AUGAACCACCUCUCGCCCGCAGCUGCCAGCGAGCACUCGAGCUACGCAACUUCAAGCAGCCACAUCGCUGCUAGUCCAGCACCUUCACAUCAAUCAUCAGCCACAUCCUUCUCCUCGUCAUCACCAUCACCAUCAGCAAAGAUGAAUGCCUCUGCCUCUUCCGAUAGUGCCGACUUCGAACCACCCGCUAAGCCCAUCACCUGCCGAUGGGACGAUUGUGGCAAAAUUUUCUACGACCCCGAGGUCGUCUACAAGCAUCUCUGCGACGACCACGUCGGCCGCAAGUCCACCAACAAUCUCUGCCUCACUUGCAAGUGGGAGGGCUGCGAUGUCAGCUGUGCCAAGCGCGACCACAUCACCUCACACAUUCGCGUGCACACCCCUCUCAAGCCUCACAACUGCGAUGCCUGCGGCAAGACCUUCAAGCGUCCACAGGAUCUCAAAAAGCACGAACGCAUUCACACCGAGCAACACCAGCAGCAGCGUCAACAGAAAGCCGCGCAGAAUGCAGCUGCUCGCGCCUACUCCAUGUCCGAGCACGCCACCGCCUUCGGCGGCGCUUACCCUUACCCUCCCCAGCUGCAUGCCGCGAACGCCUACCUUGGCUACCCGCAGCUCCCCACUCAGCACGGCCUCUACCCAUCCGCCUCUACCUACCCUUCUGCAUACCCCUCACUGCCCCCCACCUCGGACUACCACUAUGCUCACUCGACACCUAGCGCUUCGCUCUCGCCCAUGUCGUCACGCAUUGAUACUCCACAGGGUAGCAGUCCGGCGCCCAAUCACCACCAGCACCAGCAUCCCCAUCAUCACGCUCAGGACGCUGCCUCUUACAUCCACCUCGCUUCCGGCCUCGAUCCUCGCAGCAAGGUCACCACUGAUCCCACCUCGUACACCUACCUUGCUCACGGCGCCACCACAAGCCAAAACCUCGCCGGCAGCAAGCGUGGUCACGAGCAGGUCGAACACUUCUUCGGCGACCUCAGGCGCAAGAAGAUGGCUCCCGCCUACGACUCGCACAUGGCUGAGAGGCUUACUCAGACGUUCGGCAUGGGCGGUAUCGAUGACGUUUCUCUCAACGCCAUCCUUUCCGCCUUUGAUCCCUCGGCUACCUACAGCCAGACUCCUAGCAACCCCUCGGUCAAGCCCGACAGCGCAUCGGCUACUCGCCCCGCCCUCAAGCAGGAACCCACCGACCUGGCUCAGCUUAACUCUUUCCUGCUGCAGCUUGGUGCCAGCGCUGCCUCGUUCGGAUCCAGCCUUUCGUCGGCAUCCUCGUCGGCGUCUUCGUCCUUCUCGUCGCAAGGCAACAAUGCUGACUUUGACCUCUCGUCGCUCUCUCAGUAUGGCCUCAACAACAUUCCUGGUUUCGACGAGUCGUUGCUUGCCACUCACAACACCAAUGCUGCCGGUCGCGCCAUCGCACAGCUUCCCAGCCGUGCGCACUCGCAUUUCCCCGACGCCUUGUUGUCGCACCAGGUUCACCAACCCGCCUACGACAGCGUUCGCUUUUCGCGUGGUGCUGCCGUUGUUCCUCAGCUCGCUCCUAUGGAUGCUGGUGGACACAGUUACCGUCGCGUUGAGGCGCUCACCCGCGCAGCGCCCGACGAGAGAGUCGCUCGACCCGAUGUGCACCGUGUGUCCGUCAAGUCAGAGCAUGCAGACGAUGACGACGCCAUGGAAGAAGAUGAGCUCGAGGACGAUGGCUCGCGCGUGAGCAGCCGCUUCCGCUCCAUCAGCCCCGCCGCUUCUUCCGAGAGCGGCUGGUCCGAGGCCGGGGCGGGCGCCGGUGCCGGCGGACGUUGCGGCAGCUCGAGCUCGUCGCCAUCACAUGGCCUUUACCCGCGCGUCUCUCCCACUGAGGCUUCUCGCCGUCUUCCUCCGAUCCGAUCCAACUCGUCAACUGCUAGCUCUUCGGCGUCAAUCAGCUCUCCCAUUGACUCGGACAGGCGUGCGACGCAGCGACGCAACAGCGACUCGCUUGACGGCCCAUUGUCGCGUCACUCUGCUCCUGCUGCGUCACCUUCGUCGCCAUCCAUGUCGGAGACGUCAUUGGCGUCGACCAACUCGCUGUACCCGAGCCUGGUCGACCGUGUCUCGCAGAUGCAGGGUCUUGGUCGAUCGUCAGACGAGGCGAAUGCGGAAGCAUUGCGUCGCAAGCACGUGCAGCUCAUCCGCGAUCUGCUUAUUGCGAUCAACUUCCCUGAUCGGGCGAGGGCAAAGUUGCGAGCGGAUCACGAUCGGGUGCGUCUUCCGCCGAUCCUUAGCUCGGUUGCUCGUCGUCGCACCGAAGAGGGCGAAGUGACGCCGUCGGCGGCAGACGAGUUGGUGUCAGCUAGCUGCAGCGACGCAUCGACGGAUCGCAAUUCGACGCCUACGCCUCCGGGUCGGCCGACGUUGCCGACGCUCUCGCAGCUGCUCAACGAUCUUCCAGGGCGUCCGUCGAGGCCGAUGGACGAGCGCGAGAUGGAGUGUGAUGUGUAA